Durusdinium trenchii is the source of this 285-nucleotide messenger RNA. NCBI's taxonomy places the organism in Eukaryota, Dinophyceae, Suessiales, Symbiodiniaceae. The record is from the annotation of a GenBank genome assembly.
AUGGCAUGUGGCAGUGGCUUCAGAGCCUCAACGCCAGGCGAGCCAGUGAAGGUGCCACUCCUCGAGGUCUAUCGCCCCAGGACCUCCGCGCCGCCGCGGCUCCGCGCCAAGCGGGGAGCCUUGGGAACAGGCUGCCUCGGCGCGCGGGUGCACCCGUGGCCCGCUGAGUGCACCGUGCACGCCCUCCAGCGCUCGUGGAACGCCCUGUGCCUCACGGGGAUGGGUCUAUGCACCUUGGCAGAGAAGGUGUUGAAAGAUUUCCUGGGUGAGAUCACAUGGGCAUGA